Messenger RNA from Aspergillus wentii DTO 134E9, 1107 nucleotides. RefSeq names its product putative oxidative stress response protein Oxr1. Gene Ontology annotation, cellular component: nucleus. Gene Ontology annotation, biological process: response to oxidative stress. The transcript is spliced from 2 exons. The record is from RefSeq and is a predicted model, not a curated record. Bases 1 to 1107 code for a protein of 368 amino acids. Lineage: Eukaryota; Fungi; Ascomycota; Eurotiomycetes; Eurotiales; Aspergillaceae.
AUGUCGUCCACAUCCCAGGGCGAACCGCCCUCCACCACCACCUCUUCCUCCAGCUCGAGAUCAGGAUCUCGCACGCCGCAAAAGAACCAUCCCCAAUCCUCGUUCAACCAGUCGCCCGCUUCCUACCUCUCCUACCCCGUCAGCCACGUCGUCUCCGGCCUCUAUCGUCGUUUCACAGACUCCAACUCUUCCGCCUCGAGCAAAUUCUCCCGCAACACGAACAAUGCCUCGAUAAACACCUCCACCUCCCCUCACGUCUUCACCCCCGUCCGCACCGUCUCCCCCUUCCAACCUCCCCCUCUCACCCCACUCUCCCUCACCAUCGACCACGGCUCCCUCCAACAACAACUCCUCACCCGCGCCCUCGCUGAGGAAAUCCGCCUCCUCGUCCCCGCCCGCCUCCAACUCGUCGACACCUGGCGUCUAGCAUACAGCCUCGACCGCGACGGCGCCUCCCUCGCAACCCUCUACGAAAAUUGCCGCGAAUUCUCCACCCGCAGCCCUCGCGCCGGCUAUGUCCUCAUCGUCCGCGAUGCCUCUUCCCCCUCUGCCGCCGUCUUUGGCGCUUACAUGACCGACCCCCCGCAUCCGAAUUCCCACUACUACGGUACCGGCGAGUGUUUCCUGUGGCGCGCCAGUGUCCUCCCUCCCCCGAGUACACUGGGCCUCAAUGAAGGCCCCCAGUCGGAGGAGCUGCUCGAGCUGGCUGGAUUGCCGCCGCCGCCCAGUGCGGAUACCACGCACGCGACCCGAUUCACGACACUGCGGGGAGAUAAAGGGGAGAAGAAAAGCCAGGAGAUCGAGAAUCGUCUUGCGCCGCCGUUGGUCGAUACUCAGAUGAAUGGCUCCCAUGCGAGUGGAACUAGUACUCCAGAGCGCAUUCGGUUCAAGGCUUUCCCGUAUAGUGGUGUUAAUGAUUAUAUGAUGUUUUGUGAAACGGGUUUCCUUAGCUUGGGUGGAGGUGAUGGUCACUACGGUCUUUGGAUCGAUUCUAACCUUGAAAAGGGUGUCAGUGCCUCAUGCCAAACUUUUGGAAACGAACAUCUUUCCGAUGAGGGUGUCAAAUUCGACAUCCUCGGCGUUGAAGUGUGGUAUGUAGGCGCUUGA